Molecule: messenger RNA, 3730 nt
Organism: Bipolaris sorokiniana ND90Pr
Lineage: Eukaryota; Fungi; Ascomycota; Dothideomycetes; Pleosporales; Pleosporaceae
Exons: 1
Coding region: 205-3312 (1035 amino acids)
Biological process (GO): protein sumoylation
Molecular function (GO): SUMO ligase activity; zinc ion binding
Source: RefSeq, a predicted model, not a curated record
AGACAAUAACGAGUACGGGCAAGCAAUGCACAUAAUCCGCCCCCGCCGCCCGCACGUGCGCGCGCGCCAUGGCCCCACCCAUCCCGCUUGAAACAGGCCGUGGGUGGGUGAGCACGUCCACGUCCAUGUCCACGUCCAUAUCCACAUCCACACCAAACAUUGAGUCCCUCACCCGUCGAUCCGCUCAUUCUUUGAGCCCACGCCAUGGUUUCUGCUGGCCACUCGCCGACCGACGAUGCCACGGCCCAUACUCUCCACCAUGUCCUCGGCAACCUCGGCGGUCCACGCAAGAGCUGGAUGUUGCCUGCCAAUGCCCCCGUUGAGCCCCCGGCACUUCCCGCACAACCAUCCGCCAUUCUUCUGCCAUUCACGGUGCGUGGCCGUGGAAGGCCUCGCAAAAUACCUUCUCAGAGGCGCCCUUCUUUGCACCCCGUAGACCCGUCCGCCCAGUCACAGUACACAAGCCAACCAGAGCAGCACCCAGCUUCCAACUAUUCAGCAUCUCCCCAGUUAGCCAAUGCCCUGGCUCCUAGACCUUCCAUUGCUUCUGUGCUUCCUUCGCCAACUCCCAGUGAAUAUGCAGCAACGAGCGCGGCAACGCUAGCGGCGGUAGCGGUGGCAACACCAUCACCAAUCACAUAUAGCCCAGCGGUCAAUGUAGGCGUCUUCACCUUCCACUCUGCCGGAGCAGCCUAUGCGCCAGAAACACCUAUAGAGCACACAUACGUGGACUCGGUGCAGCAUGGGCGCGCCUCACACGGCUCAAUAGAUGGGGAUGCCUAUCAGAUAUUCGCUCCGCCCAAACCUACAAACCCCCGGCUGUCAGUCAGACGAAGCAUGACAAACAUGCCGCCCCAUGUCGCCGCAGAUGUUGCAACCCCAGACCUGCCACAUCGCCCAUCAUUAAACACGUAUCCGCAGACCAACAGUCCAAUACAAAGACAGGCUCACACUCACACUCCUUCCAACUUGACGUACCCACCCGGCCAAGUGCCGUCUCCACGUGUGCCCACAAGCGUACAAUUCCAUCACCCAGCCGAGCGCAGGACAAUGGUUCUACCACAAACGUUUCCUGCCGUCUCGCUCACCUCUUCAAACAUGUCACCCAGAAUGUCGUCGUGGUACACAGCCAAUAGCUGUUUGGAGAAACUAAACGCAUUCCAGGUGUCAAUAUCUGCAUUACCCAGCAACACUCGUGACAAGCUGCGAUUGGGUGUGCUACGAGAUGCAACUGAGAAGGAAGACUGGUUCUAUUUGACCAUGCACCAAUGCUACUGUAUGCUCACCACAGCCCCCGAGACUCUACCUGAUAGCAUAAAAACCCUCCCGGACUUGCCUCAGGCAGAAAAGGUACUGCAGGACAUUCUUGAACCCAACCACAAUCUGAGUUCUGGUGUCGUGCACUUCUUCUCAAAUUACCCGUAUCCCAUGCAAAACAUCUAUGCCAAUUGGCCCUCGGGCUUUGAUCACCAGGUGUAUUUGUUCAGCAUGUUUGUAGCUCAUUGCCUCAACUACGAAUACCUAAGGAAUAUGUGCGAUCAGCGUCGUUAUCCGCCACUCGCACGCGAACUCGACACAACUCUCUGUAUCCCUUCGACCAUUCUUCAGCGCUUAGUGUUUAUUGCUUUUAUACGCUACCUCUGGCGCGCCAACCAAAAAGCUCCCUUCAUGGAAAAAUUCGAGGUCAUGGCUGUUACUAUUUUUCAGCAAAAUCAGAUCGAUUAUUUCCGCCAAAAACUUGAAUCGACUCCUGUCCAAUCUCGAGAGGCACUGGCUGCGGAACGAGUCUGUGCUUCCAAACUCCGAGCGGCUGUCGAAGGCUAUGAAAAUGCCCUUCGCCAAGGAGGUAUUCCAUCAAUCCCCCUCUACCAGUCGCACCAACACCAGCACCAACACCAGCAGCAAAGACAGAGCAAUACUGCGAGGCAGUUCAAACCCAACAGUGUCGUAAGUCCAUACCCUCAGCGGCUUGCUGUUCAUCAAGUGUACGAACAGAAUUAUACUCCGUCUCUGCCAAUCAACACAAGUAUACAACCUCAACCGGCACCAAUACCAGCUCAACCAACACCAACAUCAACUCAACUCCAGACGAAGCCGAGCACGAGCUUGCUUCCACCUUCCGGGCGCGUACAGCCUCAACAGCGAGUGGCCAAUCCCGCUAGAUUCUCUCUCCACCAGGCCCAUCUGCGAAGCCCCGUCCUCAAUGCGCAUUCCGUUCCAUCGCCACUAUAUACGUUCCAGGAAGGAUAUGUCAAAUCUCCUGCGCGGUUGUCGGAACCAGGUUGUACAAUGGAAAAAUGGGUUUUUGUAGUGACACCCGAUAAGAUGACCUCGUUCCCUAAGACUGUCCGCCAAUCAGUUGCCGACCCCGGCGUCCGGAGUAUCAACGAGACAAACAAGAUUGCUCGUCUGCGUUGCAUCAAAUGGAAAGACAAGACAUAUACACCAAAGGAGCAUGUCUGGGCAACCACCGAUACAUCGUGGAUACCGUACCUGUAUCUCAGUUUAAACGGUACGCCUCUUGAAGCACGCAAAAAGAUGCAUCACGGCAAGGACCUAGCCGUCGAUGUUACCGACCUACUUCGCGAGGGCGAAAACGUUCUCGAAAUGACCGUCAUGACCCAAUCAAGUGACACAUCGCACUUGGACUACCUCCUUGCCAUUGAAGCCAUCACCAUCAUCUCCCACGACUCCAUCAAGCUAAACUGCACAACCCAAAACCGCGCCUCCGCCCAAACUGUCCUCGAAUCUAUCAAACAGAAACUCUCAGGCUCCUCCGCCACCGCCACCGACGACAACAACAACAACGACGACGACGACGACGACGACGACUUCCACAUCGUCCAAAGCAACAUGACCAUCAACCUCCGCGAACCAUUUAGUCAAUCAAAACUCUGCGACACUCCCGUCCGCAGCAAAUUCUGUCUUCACAAUGACUGCUUCGACCUCGACGUCUUUUUGCGCUCUCGACCCCGAAAAGGUGAUGCGUCCGUCGUGGAUCACUGGAAGUGUCCCAUUUGCGGCACCGACGCGAGACCGAAUGUGCUGGUACAUGAUGGCUUUAUCGAGCAUGUGAAUAUGGCACUUGAGGCGAGGGGAUUGAGCGAAGCGAGGCAGAUUGUUGUGCUACAGGAUGGGGAGUGGAGGGUUAAAGAUGAGGGGGAGGGUGGGGCGGUGCAGCGGCGUGAGUCUGAAGAGGGUGAGGUUUCUACACCUGCUACCACUGCUGUUGCGGUCCCGUGGCCGUCCAUGUCGAGGUUGUCGAGUAUAUCUAUACCUGUUGAUGCCGAGAUUAUUGAUCUGAGUGACUAAGGUCGUUUUCUGUCCUGCGGAUGUUCCUUUUGUUUUCGUUCUCGGUUCAUGGGCCACCAUUCGGGUUCAUCUGGGUUGUUCUUCUACACAGAAGCGAGGCCUUCUUCUUCUUCUUCUUCUUCUUCUUCUGUUUACGGAUGUACAUGUAUACAUGCACUCAUCAUGUUCAGUGGAGUUUUUACCCGGCGAUGCCUGAUACCCCUCUUUCCUUCACUUACCUACAUACGACUUAUGACUUUCCUGUAUAUUUCUCAAGAGCAAAAAUCAUGAUCAAUCUCUUCUUCUGCUAUUCUCUUUACUCGCUUCUCAUCAUAACUCGUGGGAUAUCAUGCUGAGGGGAAAUUUCUUUAUCUAUAAGAUUAGAUGUAAAAUUUCUAUCUAUUUCGCUCGCGCGUAGCCUAGGCAUUUGUAUCUAUGC